Strongylocentrotus purpuratus (purple sea urchin) is the source of this 3969-nucleotide messenger RNA. RefSeq lists its product as uncharacterized. The record is from RefSeq and is a predicted model, not a curated record. The transcript is spliced from 14 exons. The coding region runs from base 121 to 3093 and encodes 990 amino acids. Gene Ontology annotation, cellular component: plasma membrane. NCBI's taxonomy places the organism in Eukaryota, Metazoa, Echinodermata, Echinoidea, Camarodonta, Strongylocentrotidae.
CUCUAUUGAAACAAGCAUAUAGUUAUUAACUUGUGGUUUAUAUGACAUAAGUGUACCACAGCACUUAGACACUAGAACUUUAGUUUCUUCAGUCUAAUAUUAGCUGUGAAUAAUUCUACUAUGGCGACGAGCAGCAUACAAUUGGUUUUCGUCGGCGUCAUUCUUAUAAUCCUGUGGACCGAAUCGGUAACGAAUGGAGAAGUACCAGACGGUGUCGUUUACACUGACCUGCACAAGACUGUUCAAAAGGAUGCAGAGGUUGUUCUAACAUGUCAGUUCUAUGGAACGCCAAUCGCGGUCUACUGGAAGAGAGGAGAUGACCCCACGACCUCGCCCAGCCUGAUCACGUGGGUUGAAGGGGAACCCCUCACAGGGUCAUGUGUUCCUGACGGGGCAUGUAAGAUGGGAGAUGAUUAUUCUCUCACAAUCAAGAAAGCUAAGAUAAGAGAUCAAGGGAGAUACAUAUGUCGAGUUUCAAACUACCUGGGGAUCCUGAUUCAUAACUUCACUGACGUUGUGAUAUUUGCACCUCCGAAUGAACCUUACCCUGUCAUCAACGAAUGUCAAGAGAUGGCGCUCGUCAACCCUAACGACUUCUGCAACAUCACCUCCAACAUCCCCAUCGAAAUCACCUGUUCUGUGACGAACUACUUCCCCGACGUUGAUCUCCUCUUCCUCCGCGAUUUCCAAAACGUGGCUACAUCAAGAACCAACGAACUGGUCAAUGAUGACGGAACGAAGAACAAAUCGAUCAUCAUUGAGGCUGACGAGGGCGAAUGGACUUACGUCUGUGUGGCAACCGACAUUCCAGGAACUCUUGAGCAUAGGACCGCAAAAAUAGUCGUUAUUGAUGUAAAAGAUGAUAUACUGACGAGAUCACAUUCCACUGUUUCCUCAGAGAGAGAAAAAAAAGUCCACAUUGUUGAAAUCGGUGACGUGGAAAAGGGUGAUGUUGGGCUUUCAACAACGAUCGAAGGAAACAUAUCGUUCUAUGAGCUGUGGUUCCUGAUUUUCGGCAAGGAUAACGAUGAUAGAUUGGAAAAGAUACGUGACACAAUCCGCCAUUUAGGCAUCAGUGAUGUAGAAAAUGGUCUGAAUGCAGCGCAGUGUUACGAACUUUUCUGUAAUUGGAAGGAUCACCAUAAACAGGACAGCCAAGCAAUGGAUCUUAAACGAGCCCUAGCAAACGCGAGUGUUGAUGGAGCGUGGAAGGAGAUAUAUGAUGAAAGACACCGUAAGGACUCACAGCCUUCUGAAGACACACUAAAACACAUCUUGUGGCAAGUUGGAGACCCUGACAGGAUAGAUAAGUUCUUAGGCGAUCUGAUACCAGGACAAAGAAUAAGCGUUGCAGGAAAAAUGAAGGACAUCGUCGCAGAAGCCUUAAGAGACCUCAUCCAAUGGUGUAAGGGACCGCCUCAACAUAACCCAAUGGUCUUGUUAAGCCUAUCCCUGGAGAGAACUUCCUGCUGCCCUAUCGACAGAGAUUUCUUUACCGUACCCGAAGGUUUGCUGGAAGAAAUCGGCGAGUAUGAAGUUCUUGGAUUCACCCAGCGACUGAAAAGCAAGCACUGUAAAAAGCUAGCUGAAUCCAUCGGAACGCCCGAGGAGGCUCUUAAUGCUAUUCUUGUGGAGAAUGACAAGGCACCCGUAUUCGACACGCAGGGAAUGAUUCUUGACUGGAUAAGUAAAGAGGAAUGCAGCAACUUUGAGAAGAGACACAGGCUUAAUGUCGCGGUGACAAAGGUUUGUCGUGAUGAUUUGAAAGGUCACUUUGGAGCAACGCACCUCUAUAAUUCAACAGAGGCAAAUGCAGAACGGGCUGAAAAGAAUUCAAACGAAAUAUCACGAGAAUAUGGUGGCAUUUCUGAACUGGAAAUGCGUCGAAUAGCAAACUAUCUCUCAGACUCCGAACUAAAGCAGUUGGGUGAGGGUUCGGACCCGGAGAAGGUGGUGAUAGAAUGGGUCAAGCGCUUGCUCGAGAAGAAUCCUGACGGAGGCUGUCGGAAAAGGGUACAUGAAGCCAUGAAAGAAUUCGGCCUUCAAGUGCUGAUGCCUUUCCAACUGAAAGACAAGGCAUGUUUGGUUGAACUACUUGACGUUACUACUCGUCUUCUCAUGACCGACAUCCAACCGUUCGCCAAAGCUCUUGGAAUAUCCGAUCAGAAACUAAUCAAGUACAGGAUAGAUGUCACACCUAAACAGCUCUCUAAUGGAACACUUGCUCUUUUAGCAAAGGAUAGCACCAAGAUAAAUAUCGACAGAAGUAAAAUUUGCAGUUCACUGUCCAAAGCUGGCUACAAAGAUCUUGCAUUGUUGCUGAAGUACGGAUAUGCAAUAUCUCUAGCCGACAUGUUCGCUUUGGGGUAUGGACCAGUACCAAACUCCUCCCAGCGUGAUGAAUUGCGACAAAGCCUGGGAAUAGCCGCGGACCAUGACGACAUUGUUAGCAUGCUCAAACAUUGGAUAUCUAUGGUCCAUCCUCCAACCUACAAUCCCAGAACAGCCUUGGCCGAUGCUGUUCUUCCUGUUCUUGGGAAAGAGAAGGCCUUGGCUGUCCUGUCAGGAAAAUCGAGGCAAAAUGGAAUUCCUAGUGAGAAAGUCAUCAGGGCUCUACGAGAGGAAAUUCUGUUCAGGGAGACAUGCCGUGUUGCUGAAAUCAUCAACGCCCCUCUCCCAUCCGUUGACGAUGACCUCGUGAUACAGGUUCUUAUCACCCUGGAGGACCAAGUGAAGAAUGAUUUGCUUCCUGAGGACGUCUACGAGAAGCUGAGUGUAGCGGGUUUCAAGGGAUUAUCAACAGAAAUUAAGAAGGGCGAUCGCCAGGAGAAGGAGAAUGAAGAAAUCACCCGGAUGCGGAAAAGGGAUAUUAUCCAAAAUGACAUCUCAUGCCGUAUUGCCGAGGUACUUGGUGUGAAGAAGACAUCUUCGCUCUCAUCCAUCUUUGAAGCCUGGGAAGAAAAAUUAAGGAAAAACCCACUCAAGCAAGACAAACGCAGGGAGUUGAGUGAUCGACUCUUAAGAGCUGGAUAUGAUGACUUUGCACACGAGAUCAUGACAGGAUUUGUACCCAGACCAGUGGAUCAGAAGUGAGGAAAAAAACAUAUGCAAGAAGGAACAAUCUUCGCAUCUCCCAUCCAUCGAUACUACUGCGAUCUUGCGAUGUUUUUAGAUUAAAUCAAUAUUUUGGUACACCAUUAGGGUUACAAGUGUUUAUAGUGGACAAUCUUUCCUGUUAUUUGAUAUGAAUUCUUUGAAUUAUGGACGGGGUUUAAUAAGGAAAUUUUCAUUAAUAUUGCAGUCAUUCAACUUAAUUGACAUGGAUAACAACGAUAUAUAUUGUUAACAACUGAAUUAUUCUUGCACCUUAUAAAUGUUAUUAGUUUGUGUUUUUUGUAACUCAAGAAUAAAAGGUGGACCGCUUGAACUUUUAAUCUUUAAUUUGCCAAAUUCUCAGUAAACAUACAUCGGGACAAAUCAGUUUCUUAAAAGUCUUUAAAAAUUACAAAAUCUUGGAAUGGGUAUGAUUAAUUAAUGUUCAAAUCGAAAUGUAAAAGCUACGACAACAAAUAGAUACAAAAUAUUCUAAAACUCCACUUUUCAUGUAUAGUUAAGAAGCCUAGAUAAUAUCGCCAUUUAUCAUGCUUAUAUCGAACUUUUCCCCUUGAUUAUAAUAUUAUAUUAGCAAAUUAUCAUAAAAUGUAUUACACAACUACAUGUUGGGCAAGGGGCGGUUGCUUUGUCAUGUUUGUGUAAUAAUAAUGAUAAUAAUGGCUGGAAUUGUAAUAAUAGCGCCUUUUCCAUAAACACGAGAGAAAAACAAUUAUCAGAAUGAUUGCUUGACAGGUUGCUUUUAUUCAUAAUACUUUUUAAAAUUAACGAAGCAUAAUAGUACAUUUUACAGACAUUUCUUUAAAUGUAAUACAAAGUUUUGAUAUGGGGUCAUGAAUUUGGUUCAAAUGAAAAUAU